AUGGCUUCGGGCUCUUAUAACGUCAGCCGCGCCUUCCACGAGGCGCCGCCGCCGCCGCCGCAGAACCGGCCGGACAACACGGCCUUCACCCAGCAGCGCCUGCCGGCCUGGCAGCCGCUGCUGUCGGCGGGCACGGUGCUGCCGCUCUUCUUCGGGCUGGGCCUCGCCUUCCUGGCCGUCGGGCUGGGCCUUCACUUCACCUCGGCGGGCAUCCAGGAGCUGGAGCUGGACUACACCGGCGGGCCCGGCACCAACUGCUCCAGCUGCGCCAGCCUGACCAACAGCAGCAACCCGCGCCGGGUCUCCUCCUGCCAGUGCUGGCUGAAAUUCCGGCUGGCCGCCGCCUUCCCGCUGCCCGUCUGCCUCUACUACCAGCUCUCCAACUACUUCCAGAACAACCGGCGCUACAGCAUCUCCCGGGAUUACGAGCAGCUCAGCGGGAUCGCCUGGGCGCUGCGCCACCCCUUCCAGGAGUGCCAGCCCUACCAGUUCAACAGCCAGGGGGUGCCCAUCGCGCCCUGCGGGUCGGUGGCCAACAGCCUCUUCAACGACACCUUUGAGCUCUACCAGCAGCUGCAGAACGGCUCUCUGGCCAACGUGACGUUGGAUAAGCGGGGUAUCUCCUGGUGGACCGACACCAACGUCAAGUUCCAAAACCCGGAGCCGGUCAACAACAGCUUGUGCCAGGCCUUCAGCGGCACGGCCAAGCCUCCCUUCUGGUCCCGGGAGGUCUGCAAGCUGGACCCCUACGACGUCAACAACACGGGCUUUGUCAACGAGGAAUUCAUUGUCUGGAUGCGCACGGCUGCCCUGCCCACUUUCCGAAAGCUUUACGCCCGCAUCCGUCACGACAACUUCUCAGGGGCACUGCCCCCGGGCACGUACUACCUGAACAUCGGCUACAAUUACCCCGUGCUGGCUUUCCACGGUACCAAGAAGGUCAUCUUGAGCACCCUCUCUUGGAUGGGGGGUAAGAAUCCUUUCCUGGGCAUUACCUUCUUGGUCCUGGGCUCUGCCUGUAUCCUGGGUGGCAUCCUCAUGACGGUGGUCCAUUUCAAAUACCGGCACCAGAUUGAGGAUGAGGAUGAUUAGGAGGCCCAGGACAUCUCAUCAUUCCUCAGGUGGCAUGACGAAGGACUGGGGAAUUC
Messenger RNA from Protobothrops mucrosquamatus (brown spotted pit viper), 1148 nucleotides. RefSeq names its product transmembrane protein 30B (gene CDC50B). The coding region runs from base 1 to 1092 and encodes 363 amino acids. Gene Ontology annotation, cellular component: endoplasmic reticulum; Golgi apparatus; plasma membrane. The record is from RefSeq and is a predicted model, not a curated record. Gene Ontology annotation, biological process: phospholipid translocation. The transcript has a single exon. Lineage: Eukaryota; Metazoa; Chordata; Lepidosauria; Squamata; Viperidae.